Aspergillus tanneri is the source of this 1059-nucleotide messenger RNA. RefSeq names its product protein-arginine omega-N methyltransferase HMT1 (gene rmtA). Gene Ontology annotation, biological process: peptidyl-arginine methylation. Lineage: Eukaryota; Fungi; Ascomycota; Eurotiomycetes; Eurotiales; Aspergillaceae. Gene Ontology annotation, cellular component: nucleus. Gene Ontology annotation, molecular function: protein-arginine N-methyltransferase activity. The transcript is spliced from 6 exons. The record is from RefSeq and is a predicted model, not a curated record. The coding region runs from base 1 to 1059 and encodes 352 amino acids.
AUGAAUGGAUCCGAGAGACAACAAUCUGCAGAACCUGCUGGUAUGAUGACCAGCAGUGCAGAUCGUAUGGUGGGCAUGGAUCACGCUGAAGUGCGCUAUUUCACGAGCUACGAUCAUCAUGGCAUCCACGAGGAAAUGCUUAAAGAUGAUGUCCGCACUAGAUCCUACCGCGAUGCAAUCUAUCAAAACCGUCACAUCUUCAAAGAUAAGGUCGUCCUCGAUGUUGGGUGUGGAACCGGUAUUCUCAGCAUGUUCGCUGUCAAGGCCGGUGCUAAGCAUGUAAUCGGUGUUGAUAUGUCCUCGAUCAUCGAAAAAGCACGUCAGAUUGUCGCUGUCAAUGGCAUGGCAGACAAGAUCACCCUCCUUCAAGGAAAGAUGGAAGAGGUUGUUCUCCCCUACCCGAAGGUUGACAUCAUCAUUUCGGAAUGGAUGGGCUACUUCCUUCUUUACGAGAGCAUGUUGGAUACCGUCCUCUAUGCGCGAGACCGCUAUCUCGUCCCCGGGGGCAAAAUCUUCCCCGACAAGGCUACCAUGUACUUGGCCGCUAUUGAAGACGGCGAAUACAAGGAUGACAAGAUUGGAUUCUGGGACAAUGUAUACGGGUUCAAUUACAGCCCAAUGAAGGAGAUUGCUCUAACGGAGCCCCUUGUCGACACCGUUGAGAUGAAGGCCAUGGUCACUGAUCCUUGUGCCGUCAUCACUUUCGAUCUCUAUACCGUCACCCCGGCCGACUUGGUGUUCAAGGUUCCCUUUUCUCUUCCUGUCAAACGGAACGACUUUAUCCAUGCCAUCAUUGCCUGGUUUGAUAUUGAAUUUGGUGCCUGCCACAAGCCAAUCUUGUUCUCCACAGGCCCCCACGCCAAGUACACGCAUUGGAAGCAAACCGUCUUUUACUUGCGUGACGUUCUGACCGUCGAGGAAGAGGAAACCGUGUCUGGAGUCUUGGAAAACAAGCCCAAUGAUAAGAACAAGCGUGACCUUGAUAUCUCUAUUUCAUACAAAUUCGAGACUACGGAUCAACUGCGCUAUUCGGAGGGUAGCUGUUUCUAUAAAAUGUGA